AUGUUGCACUUGCUUAAUGGUGAGGAUGCUCAGACGCACCUUACGAAACGGCAAAAUGCAACACAGCAGCCUCUCACGGGCGGGGAUAGAGCGGGGUUUAUUGCUAUGGGGGUGGUCGCCCUCUGUUCUUUUAUUGCAUCGUUCUGUUUGUUAAGUUUCCUUACCUACCGUUUCAUCUUUUGGAAACGUUACUAUAAACGUCCCCUCGCCGCCAACCAAUACGUCGUGUUGAUUUACAAUCUUCUUCUGAUUGAUAUCCAACAAGCAACUGCCUUCGUGCUAUGCCUCUACUGGGUUUCGCGUGGUCAUGUCGACUAUCCAAGUGCGGCCUGCGUCCUGCAAGGUUGGUGGAUUCAGAUUGGUGAUCCUGGAAGUGGGUUGUUUAUCAUGGCAAUUGCGAUGCACACCGGUGCCGUCGUACUCAGAGGACGGCAACUUCCACACCGGACCUUUGUGUGUUGUGUUAUAGGACUAUGGGCCUUCAUUAUCGUGCUAGGAUUAAUCCCUGUGGGGUUAUUUGGUUCCAAGACUUUCGUAAUCUCCGAGGCCGGUUGGGUAAGUUGUAAUUCCCAACAAAAGCAGGGACAGAGGGAAUACGUACUUACAUUCUUAAUUUUCCAGUGCUGGCUUGGCCCCGAACACGAGACGGAACGUCUCUGGGUUCAUUAUCUAUGGAUCUUUCUUGCCGAAUUUGGAACAGUCGUCUUCUACGGCAUGCUAUUCUUCCACCUACGACGUCGUAUGAAGCAGGCAGCAAUGCUCCGUCAAGGACACCAAGAAAGUCUGAAACGACUAAACCGUGUCGUCAUCUACAUGGUUAUUUACCCGAUUGUAUACCUGGUCUUAUCCCUUCCACUGGCAGCAGGCCGUAUGUCAACAGCCAGACACAUCGUUCAGAGCAGAGGGUACUUCGCCGUGGCUGGGUCCCUAAUGGCGUUGUCAGGCCUGGUAGACGUUGUAGUGUACACGUUGACCCGGCGGCACUUGCUGCUUGAUACGGAGAUCAGCACAUCGGAUAAGAUGUACGCUUACUCCAACUCGAACGCAUACCAGACACACAUCACAACUACCACAAGAGAGAACAAGAAGCCGCGUAUGGGGUCUCGGCUACGCCGUGGUCUACAGACAAUAAACGACACGAUAAAUGAUGGGGACUCCACUGAAGACCUGCGCAAGGAUGGCGACAUGGAAAUGGCCGAUCUGGGCCACGGAGUGUACCAGGAGACUACGAUCGAGAUCUCGCACGAGCCAGCGGACCCGGACGAAUUUCACGGAAAUAAACGGAAUAGUGGAUGA
Molecule: messenger RNA, 1296 nt
Organism: Aspergillus oryzae RIB40
Lineage: Eukaryota; Fungi; Ascomycota; Eurotiomycetes; Eurotiales; Aspergillaceae
Gene: gprD
Product: protein gprD
Exons: 1
Coding region: 1-1296 (431 amino acids)
Biological process (GO): adenylate cyclase-activating G protein-coupled receptor signaling pathway
Cellular component (GO): plasma membrane
Molecular function (GO): G protein-coupled receptor activity
Source: RefSeq, a predicted model, not a curated record